Messenger RNA from Daphnia pulex (common water flea), 1021 nucleotides. RefSeq lists its product as uncharacterized. Lineage: Eukaryota; Metazoa; Arthropoda; Branchiopoda; Diplostraca; Daphniidae. The transcript has 2 exons. The coding region runs from base 88 to 933 and encodes 281 amino acids. The record is from RefSeq and is a predicted model, not a curated record.
CAUUUGUCGCAUAUAAAUACUUGACAACUGGAGGGAAAAGAUAUUCUUUCAGCGAUUUUCACAGCGGCUACUACAGUCGCAAUUAACAUGAGUCGAUUUGGUGCUAUCGUGUUUGUUGCGGCAUUGGUGUUCUCGGUCAACUUGCAGAGAGCUGAAUCCUUCAGCCAUCACCGCAUUGGCAUCGACAAUAAAGAUUCUCACGAGCACUUAGACGAUAGCAAGGAACUACAAGAAACGAGUAUCGCCCUAAUUGACACCCAAUCUGACGAGCUGGUCGACUCCGAGGAGAAGAAAAUCGUGAAACGCCAUGUCCUUCUUCAACCAUCAACUGGCCAUUCGUCUGAAGAGGAAGAUGCAUCUACUGAUAGUAAAAACGAAUCAAUCGAGGAUAGCGUCGACUCAAAAGAAAUCAAGUUGGUUAAAAGAGAUGUCCAAUUUACUACGACAACUGAUGGCCACUCAUCCGAAGAAGAUGUAACAACUGUACCAACAAUUUCUCUGGAAGACCUAUCAGUGGAAGACGACGUUAACGACGCAGAAGACAAGAAGAAAGUGAAGCGGAAUGUUCAAGUGACAAGCAUCGACCACUCGUCCGAAGAGGAAAGAUAUGCGGCAAUAGUCGGUCAGAUGAAUCAAUCUGACGAGCACGAUUAUGACAACUCGGCAGAAUUGUUUAAGCGAGAAAUCCACCAACUUACGGCCGGGGAAUUGGAGAUGCUGUUUCAACUUUUCCAUUCGGAAGAAUACGCUGCAGCAAACGGGACUCUUAUUGGCAGCCAUUCAGACGAGCAUCAUGAUUAUUUUGGACCUAUUGAGAAAAGGCAAUCCGGGCUACUGGCAACAACAACUGGCGGACGCUCUUCAGAAGAAAUGGAUGAUAGAUUCGACCAUUCAUUUGAAAAUUCGAUGGAAGAUGUAUACUUGAGAGAUUGACGUCGGUCAAGUCAGCCGCCUGAUGAUUUGUUUUUGGUUAUUUCCCUUGUUAUACAUUCAUGCAAAUAAAGAUCUACGUUGUUUCAUA